This is a messenger RNA of Drosophila eugracilis, 1928 nucleotides long. RefSeq lists its product as uncharacterized. Bases 50 to 1813 code for a protein of 587 amino acids. The record is from RefSeq and is a predicted model, not a curated record. Lineage: Eukaryota; Metazoa; Arthropoda; Insecta; Diptera; Drosophilidae. The transcript is spliced from 8 exons.
GUUCGGUUCCAUACAUUUUUUAUAUAUUUUUUGUUUAUAUUUUGCAGAAAUGCAUCGACGUCAAAAAAAUAACGCAGAGGCAAAGAGAAUUCAGACUCUCAAGGGAUUGUUCAAAAAGGUUGUCCGCAUGGUUAGUCUUAAUGAUCCGUUUAAGGAAACCGAUGACGACCCAAGGAUCACCUCCAACGUUACAAGGAAUCUAUCAACACGAGUCCGAGCAAGGCGUAAGUUGGGCUUUCUCUCAACACAGGAAAAAUCGUUGAUUCGCAUACCUCACAUAAUACGUACAAUUCCGGAUAGAAUGAAGUUAUGUACGCUGUUUGCUAGGAUCCCCUGCUUCUCCCGGUUCUCUCCAAAAAUCCGAGCUCGCUUAGUUCCAGUAAUCCGUUUAAUGUCCGUCGAUGCUGGCCGGAAUAUAAUCAGGCAAUCGGAUAAUCCCAUUACCGUAUUUUUCAUAUUAACAGGAGAAGUGCAUAUGAUUCGAGAGGAAAACAAAAGGGAGGACGAGGAUGCACUCAGAGGCAUUCUUGGACCUGGAGAUAUGAUGGGCGACGUGGAGUUAUUGGAGGGAAUCAAACGAAGUUACACAUUCAAAGCAGCAACUUACUGCGAACUGCUGGUCCUCUUCGACUAUGACUUUAAGUCGGUUCUUGGGUCCUACAUGACAAAGACCUGGGACGAGAAGAAGCGGGCCCUCAAGGCGCUGGACUACUUUGAUUUUCUCGAUAAUGAACAGAUCGUGGAAGCCUGCCGAUAUGGUAGGCUUAAGCAAUUCGAGCCAUUGGAUACCAUAUUCGCUGAAGAUAUAGGAUCUAUGACCAAUGUCCACUUUGUGCUAAGUGGAGAAUGUCUGAUACUCCAGUGCCUAAAUAUGAGGGCUACUUUUAAAAAGGGAAAAAAGUUUUAUGAACUUUUGACAACAUCGGAAGGCGAUGUGUCGAGAUUGUUUAAACAUGGAGUCCGAUCAACAUUUUCCAGUCCACCCAAGUCUGAAAACGCCUCGAAAAGAGAUAUUCUGGAAUUGAUAGAAAGUUCGAGUAGCAGUUUUAAGGAAAAUGGUGAUAAUACCAUUAAAAGUCGAAAGAUGCGUAAAAUGCAAUUAAGGGAUAUAGAAAAGUCAUGUGGCUUACGGAAAUCAGAACAGCCGCCAAAAAAGCGUUUUACCUGGCGUCGUUCGACUCGUAAAUCGGAGAUAACUCCGUUUUCUCAUACCACCCAGGAGGUAACCGAAGAAGAUAUUUAUGAAGAUUAUUGGGAACUUUGCCAAGAUGAUGAUGAUGAUGAGAUUGAAAUAAGUUCAUCUGAUUCGGUCAAAUUGAGCACACAGAUCAGAGCUGCACCAGUUUUGAACAGUUAUGUGGGAGGUUUUUACGAUGGUGAUGAUCCUUUCUCAUCCUCACUCUCUAGUUUAAUCUCGGACAGUGAUCAGUCCUACAUACCUACUUUCGAAAGCCGUUUCAUCGAUGUCGGUACCUUAACUUUUGGAGCCAUAUUCGGCUUGGGCGAGAAAAUGGAGCACCGAGUUAUAAUGGCCAGGACCACGGUACAGUGUCUUACACUUCCUAGAUUCUUUCUGCUGGAAAAGAAACAAAAUCCUGGAAAUAUCUGGGAAAGAAGACUCUUAUAUAUGGAGUGCAUGAUUCCAUCUAGAGAAGCCCUGUUCACUCACUUUCUCAAAACUUGUGACUGGAAAAAAUUCAAAAACAAUUUCAUUCGCGAGACUUUGAAAUAUUCCGAAAAUAAUAAUAUCGCACAUGAGGGAGAUAUUCCAAUAAUUUGCAGAAUUGUUGAAUCUUCAGAGGAUGUUAAUUAAUUGUAAAAAAUAAAUUGUUGAUUUUGGGCUAGUUUUUACAGCUUUCAGUAGAGUAAAAUGGAUUUUUCACUCAACUGAAAAAAGGUAAAAGCCAACCCAAAGAUCUUGUAAACUG